This is a messenger RNA of Protopterus annectens (West African lungfish), 1893 nucleotides long. RefSeq names its product dynein heavy chain-like. The record is from RefSeq and is a predicted model, not a curated record. The transcript has 2 exons. Lineage: Eukaryota; Metazoa; Chordata; Ceratodontiformes; Protopteridae. Bases 1 to 1893 code for a protein of 630 amino acids.
AUGAUUAAGGAGCUGUUUCCUGUGAUCCAGUAUUCCACAGUUUGUAGCUGUCUGGAAGUGUCACAAAUGAUUAAGGAGCUGUUUCCUGUGAUCCAGUAUUCCACAGUUUGUAGCUGUCUGGAAGUGUCACAAAUGAUUAAGGAGCUGUUUCCUGUGAUCCAGUAUUCCACAGUUUGUAGCUGUCUGGAAGUGUCACAAAUGAUUAAGGAGCUGUUUCCUGUGAUCCAGUAUUCCACAGUUUGUAGCUGUCUGGAAGUGUCACAAAUGAUUAAGGAGCUGUUUCCUGUGAUCCAGUAUUCCACAGUUUGUAGCUGUCUGGAAGUGUCACAAAUGAUUAAGGAGCUGUUUCCUGUGAUCCAGUAUUCCACAGUUUGUAGCUGUCUGGAAGUGUCACAAAUGAUUAAGGAGCUGUUUCCUGUGAUCCAGUAUUCCACAGUUUGUAGCUGUCUGGAAGUGUCACAAAUGAUUAAGGAGCUGUUUCCUGUGAUCCAGUAUUCCACAGUUUGUAGCUGUCUGGAAGUGUCACAAAUGAUUAAGGAGCUGUUUCCUGUGAUCCAGUAUUCCACAGUUUGUAGCUGUCUGGAAGUGUCACAAAUGAUUAAGGAGCUGUUUCCUGUGAUCCAGUAUUCCACAGUUUGUAGCUGUCUGGAAGUGUCACAAAUGAUUAAGGAGCUGUUUCCUGUGAUCCAGUAUUCCACAGUUUGUAGCUGUCUGGAAGUGUCACAAAUGAUUAAGGAGCUGUUUCCUGUGAUACAGUAUUCCACAGUUUGUAGCUGUCUGGAAGUGUCACAAAUGAUUAAGGAGCUGUUUCCUGUGAUACAGUAUUCCACAGUUUGUAGCUGUCUGGAAGUGUCACAAAUGAUUAAGGAGCUGUUUCCUGUGAUCCAGUAUUCCACAGUUUGUAGCUGUCUGGAAGUGUCACAAAUGAUUAAGGAGCCGUUUCCUGUGAUCCAGUAUUCCACAGUUUGUAGCUGUCUGGAAGUGUCACAAAUGAUUAAGGAGCUGUUUCCUGUGAUCCAGUAUUCCACAGUUUGUAGCUGUCUGGAAGUGUCACAAAUGAUUAAGGAGCCGUUUCCUGUGAUCCAGUAUUCCACAGUUUGUAGCUGUCUGGAAGUGUCACAAAUGAUUAAGGAGCUGUUUCCUGUGAUCCAGUAUUCCACAGUUUGUAGCUGUCUGGAGGUGUCACAAAUGAUUAAGGAGCUGUUUCCUGUGAUCCAGUAUUCCACAGUUUGUAGCUGUCUGGAAGUGUCACAAAUGAUUAAGGAGCCGUUUCCUGCGAUCCAUAUUCCACAGUUUGUAGCAGUCUGGCAAGUGUCACAAAUGAUUAAGGAGCUGUUUCCUGUGAUCCAGUAUACCACAGUCUGUAGCUGUCUGGAAGUGUCACAAAUGAUUAAGGAGCCAUUUCCUGUGAUCCGGUAUUCCACAGUUUGUAGCUGUCUGGAAGUGUCACAAAUGAUUAAGGAGCUGCUUCCUGUGAUCCAGUAUUCCACAGUUUGUAGCUGUCUGGAAGUGUCACAAAUGAUUAAGGAGUCGUUUCCUGUGAUACAGUAUUCCACAGUUUGUAGCUGUCUGGAAGUGUCACAAAUGAUUAAGGAGCCGUUUCCUGUGAUCCAGUAUUCCACAGUUUGUAGCUGUCUGGAAGUGUCACAAAUGAUUAAGGAGCCAUUUCCUGUGAUCCAGUAUUCCACAGUUUGUAGCUGUCUGGAAGUGUCACAAAUGAUUAAGGAGCCGUUUCCUGUGAUCCAGUAUUCCACAGUUUGUAGCUGUCUGGAAGUGUCACAAAUGAUUAAGGAGCCGUUUCCUGUGAUCCAGUAUUCCACAGUUUGUAGCUGUCUGGAAGUGUCACAAAUGAUUAAGGAGCCGUUUCCUGUGAUCCAGUAUUCCACAGUUUGA